CAGCUCUGCACUUCUCCUAAGAGCUUCUUCUCCUUUAUUAAAUCCUCUAGCCAAAUUAAUCGAUCGAGUACUAAUCUUUAAUGGCCUCCUGGACUGCAAGGCAAAACAAGAAGUUCGAAGAGGCUUUGGCUUUAUACGACAGGGACACUCCUGACCGCUGGCAUAACAUUGCCAGGUGUGUAGGUGGAAAAUCAGCAGAGGAAGUAAGGAGGCACUAUGAGCUACUUGUGAAGGAUAUCGUGCAAAUUGAAAAUGGCCAAGUACCUUUACCCAAUUACAAAGCCACUGAAAGCAGAGGUUAUGCCAAUGAACAUAGGCGUCUGAAGAACCUGAAGCUACAGUGAGGAUAGACUUGCAGCCAGGCUGAAUAACAUCACAAAGUUCUUCAUUAAAUGCAAAAGCAAAUGUUGUGAAUCAAUGUAUAAGUUUUAGGGUAGACAUGAUUUGUCUUGCA
Molecule: messenger RNA, 454 nt
Organism: Lycium barbarum (goji berry)
Lineage: Eukaryota; Viridiplantae; Streptophyta; Magnoliopsida; Solanales; Solanaceae
Product: protein RADIALIS-like 3
Exons: 2
Coding region: 81-344 (87 amino acids)
Molecular function (GO): DNA-binding transcription factor activity
Source: RefSeq, a predicted model, not a curated record